Molecule: messenger RNA, 11527 nt
Organism: Rhipicephalus sanguineus (brown dog tick)
Lineage: Eukaryota; Metazoa; Arthropoda; Arachnida; Ixodida; Ixodidae
Product: RING finger protein unkempt homolog
Exons: 14
Coding region: 59-2425 (788 amino acids)
Molecular function (GO): metal ion binding
Source: RefSeq, a predicted model, not a curated record
GCCAAGCCUGACGUCACAUGCGCAACCCGAGUGCGCGGGCUGGCAAGAGGCAUCCAAAAUGCCGUCGACUGCUGAUCAGAAGGCUGCGCUGCCUACACAAACCGAGAAGCCAAACCAUUACAACUACUUGAAGGAGUUCCGUGUCGAGCAGUGCCCGCUGUUCGUGCAGCACAAGUGCACACAGCACAAGCCGUUCACAUGCUUUCACUGGCACUUCAAGAACCAACGGCGCAGAAGACCGAUACGACUCGCUAGAGACGGCACCUUCAACUAUAGCCCCGAUGUGUACUGCACAAACUACGACGAGACGACGGGGAUAUGUCCCGACGGCGACGGGUGCCGGUUUCUGCACCGCACGGCGGGGGACACAGAACGUCGCUACCACUUACGCUACUACAAGACGGGCAUCUGCGUGUACGACACAGAUGCGCGAGGCAAUUGUGUCAAGAACGGCCCGCACUGCGCCUUUGCCCACGGCCUGCACGACCUGCGCUCACCCGUCUACGAUGCGAAGGAGCAGCAGGCGUGCCUGGCCGGCGACGGCAGCUCGGCCAAUGGCCCCGAUGACGCUACCAACGGUGGACCCAACAGCUUGGACAAGGAGCGCAACGCGCUCAACGAGGACCCUCACUGGCAGGAUACAAAAUAUGUUUUAACUAACUACAAAACCGAGCCGUGCAAGCGGCCACCCCGACUCUGCCGGCAAGGUUAUGCCUGCCCCCAGUACCACAAUAGCCGAGACAAACGGCGAAGCCCAAAGAAAUACAAAUACAGGUCGACGCCGUGCCCCAAUGUGAAGCAGGGGGACGAGUGGGGGGACCCGGCCAACUGUGAGAACGGCGACAGCUGCUCCUACUGCCACACGCGCACCGAGCAGCAGUUCCACCCGGAGAUCUACAAGUCCACCAAGUGCAACGACAUGCAGCAGGCCAACUACUGCCCCCGGGGACCGUUCUGCGCGUUCGCGCACGUCGAGAAGGAGAUCUCGGCCGUGCGGGACCUCGGGCCGGACUACUCCACCAACCUGGCGGCCAUCUUGUCCAGCGCCCUGCCCUCCUCCUCGUCUUCGGCGAAUCACCAGGGAAGCUCCGGUUCCCCAGCCUGCAAGAAUGACAACCCUUUCUCACAUGUCAGCUCUCAUGAUCACAUGGCUGAGCAGCAGCAGCAACACGCGGCAUCUUUAGGGGAAAAAGCUUGGUACGCCGCGCAAGCCAAUGAUUGUAGCAAUCCAUUGCCCAACCCAAUUGGUCGGCCCCGCUCGUAUAGUUCUUCCACUAACCACUCAUCCGAAUCGUUACCGCUGCACCAGAAGGCACCGGGCUCUGAACGAGAAGACCGCGAGGCCAGCAUUCGUAAGCAGCUCAAGGCCAUUGACAAUGAGCCCAUGGCGGACCCCUUGGAGAAAGCGCGUCUCAAGCAAGAUGUCUGGCUCGUGCAUGGACUCACACCGCCCCCGAUGACGUCGACAGCCUCCUCCUCGUCCUCCUUCUACCAUUCCACAAACACUGUGGAAUCCGUCGUUGGUGUAGCACUUGAUGACCUUAGCUUGGAAGACAUCAACGUUGAGGCCUCUAUAGACAAGGAUUUAGAAAAUGAUUCCAACCCUGUGAGCACGUCAAUAACGCAAGGACUAACAAGUUCAGGUUUACUAGGAAGUUCAGCGCCUAUGAACAUUCCGGGGGCGAGCGGCAUGCAUUGCAAUCGGCGACUGGGGAACUUGUCGCCCCCCGUGGGUUCCCUGCCCCACAGCCUUGGGCUACAGUCCAGUCACGACCACACAAUGGACAAGGCGGCCGCUGCAUUUUACAGCCACUCGGGCGGAGCGGGCUCCUUUUCGGGGCCCAAGUACCCGGGCUUCCCUGGCAUGUACGACUUCAGCCAAGGGGCGCUGUCGUCCCCAUCGUCGUCACACUUGCUCUGGGAUGAUCGGAUGGCCCCCAAGGCACCACCAGGGCUGCACCAGCCCAUGCCAGGGUCGUGGGAGGAAGGCCUGGUGCAGGCGCGAGCCGUGUAUGAGGCAUGGAAGCGAGAAGUGGAGGAGGCCAAACACAGGGAAAAGAUGGCUGAAUGCCAACGAGAUGAGGCCCUUGGUCAGAUGGCUCUGCUGCAGAAGGAGCUGGAGGCCCUGGCGUCUGGGCGGGCGGCUGGCUUCGGGCCCCUGCGGCUGCAGGAGCUCGAGAAGCUGCCGGCCACCCAGCUGCGCCUGCUCCAGGAACAGCUGCGCGCCGACUUGGAUGCCGUCGACAAGGUUCUGUACCAGCAACAGUGCAAAAGCAAGUGCCUGGUAUGCCAGCAGCAAAACCGCAGUGUGGCGGUGCUUCCCUGCAACCACCUGGUGCUGUGCGGCACGUGCGCCACUGUCACGACCAAGUGCCCCUACUGCAGCUGCGACAUCGCGCGCAACAGCCUGCCCAUGUCGUUGUAGAGUGCACCGCGUCUCUGUAGAAGCCGGCGUUGGGGGAGGCGUGCAAUCCGUUCUGGCUCCUUCCUCUCCUCUUUGUAGAACUUUUUUUUUUCCUUUUCUCUCUUUUCUCCUUCCCCCCAUCGCGAUGAGGGCUUUUCUGACGAGUCAUGCCCCCUGGGCAGCCUGCAGGAGUCUAUAGCGGGACUGUCAGCCGUGCCAAGCAGUUCGACAGUACAGUUCUGGAGGUGAUGGGAAGACUCGAUAUUCAACGCACACUUCUGGCUGGGCUUUGACAAACCCGACCCUCGACUGUGACAACAUGAACGAGCAUUGUUUCGUAUUGGCCGCAGGCUGUAAGUUUUCCCCGACCCUGUUUCUUUUUCCGCUGUUUUUCCAACCGUUGCUUUUUCCGUUUGCUUCCGCUGGGAUGCCGCUGCCGGUGGCAGUUUCAUGCCCGCAUUUGGUUGUCCGUUAACUUGCGCUGUAGACGAUGUAUCAGUGAAUUUGCAUUACAGUUGACGGUUCGCAAAGGCGCACGAAGCGCCGCGUGCUCUGAGCGUUCGGUUUGUGGGACAUUUUCGAGGGACUGCCACCGUUGUGCACCGGCUGGCUGGCUGGCUGCGUUGUGUGUGGCUAAAAUCCGAACCGCCACUGCCAUCGAAGAUUGGCCGCUUGGAGCACAAACUGAACUCUGGAUAGAAUGAUAACUUGAAGGAGAAAAACGAAGAGCGCUCGAGGCCAGUGUCCUUCUGGCUGUCGAUGGCUAACAAAAAACGUGCUUUCAAAAGUGCACUGGUUGUGGACAGUUACAUCUAGGGACAUGCUGGUUAGGGUGCAACAAGGAAGUCGCUGUUCGUUCGGCACGCCAUCACCGGUGGUCAACACAUCUCAGCGCUUUGUUUGUGAGCCCUGCUGGUGAAUUCAUUGUCACAGGUAGCUGCUGUGACACUUAGUCGCCGGCGGAGAAAACAUUUGGACAUCUGCUGGUUUUAGCCUGCUGGGGGAACUUCGACAUUUGUUAACCAGUUGUUUUAAAGCAGAACUUUUUGUCAUUGUUGAGUUGUUUCUAAAUAGUGCUGGUACCAUCUUGGUGAAAUGUUAUGUUAUCGCUUAUUUCUUUUCAGCUGUACGAUGCUGGCUGCAGUAAGUCGGAAAUUGUGUUAACAAUGUGUAAUUUUAAAAUCAAGCAGCCACUUAUUAGGAGUGUAACAUUAUGUUCUUCGGCAGCUGCUGUUGUCAUCAAGCAGCAAACUAGAGAGAGUAGUUCGUUGUGCUACUGGGAAUGCUACUCCAGAUUUUCAACAAAGUGACACUUGUGAUGUUUUCACUUUAGAUCGCAGUGUUCAUGCAUUUUGUGCAUUGAAGAGUGCAUUCCUGCAAAAGUCUUAAGCCAUGUCCCUGUGUCCAUACAUGCAUAUAGCAAACGGAAAACUAUGUUUGGGCACGUUACGUGUCGUUAGGGUGAGGAUAAUGCUAGGCGAUUAACGUAGGCAAUGUUUGGAGAAUGUGAAGCCCUCGAAACGUGCAAAUUAAAGUCGUGCGAGUAUUUCACUUCAUUUUGAAACUUGCCAGGCCAAGUGUAUGAGAAGUAGCUGUCCCAGUAAUUUGAAUCGAGGAGUGCACUGUUCAGCGUACAAAACUGCAACCGGUCCCUUUGUCCGGAAAGUGUGUCUUACAGGGUUGAAGUGACACUGCUUGAAGUGAAGUUUGUGAAGUUUCAUUUUCUUUUACAAAUUUUUUAUGCGCGUCCCUCCGCGCCGACUGUGGAAAGCUCUUGUGCAUCAGUCGAAAAAUUGCGUGUAAUGUAUUCACUGAAACUACGUCGCUGUUGUGCAGGCAAGGUGUAUAGCAAGAUAAGUAGAGCUCACAAAUGGUGGAACAGUCUCAGCAGGUCUUCAUCCACAUUGUUUUCUUCCUUAUUAGUAACGUCUUGCUUCACCAAUUUACGUGCUCGACAGUUACAGUUGCCCAGCUUGGUGGCGCGGUAACCUUUCCCGUUCUCCCCGUCCUGUCACAUUAUGAUGAAAGCGUUAGCUUCCCUCCCGUGUGUGUCCAGGCAUGAUGGGUGUUGAAAUGUGGCUUGUCUCUUGUGGCUGUAUUCGGCGGUAUUGCCGCUUUUGCACCAUCAUUGCUCUUUCGAGAUUCAUCGUGUGAAAGACGGUGGAACUGCAGUGUGACGAAGUGAGCCUUUCGUCUAGAGAAUCCACUUUCGGAUGUUGUGUACGUUCAACAGCAGGUCGGCGAAGUGCUUGCUGCAGUGUCGAGAUAUGUUGGCUCUGGAUGUUUGCUGGCACGGAUCAGGACCCACUGGACGUCGAACCGCGCGCGAUUUUUUCGCUCGAUUGCCGCGGCUUUUUCCAGCGUGGGUACAGUAUUUCAAUAGGUGGCAUGUCUUUUCCGCAAGGCAUUUUGUUUUGUCUUAUUUUAUAUUGUUUCUUUGUACCACUACUCCUACUCUUGUGAAGAGAUUUAAGUGAGACUAGUGUGGCAAACAGACACACUUUUCCGGCACCACUGCGGCAGAACGUUUUUCGGAGUGUCGGAAGACUCGAGGUGCAGAGAUACUGUUAGGAGGUUUUCAAAUGGCUGCCGUCUUGGUCCAGGUACUCCCUGGCAGGAUGGUGGUGGUGAUCGUGUUGUCUGCGUUGAAGUGUGGGAUUGUGCACGGGGCAGAAUGGCGAGUGCUGAGGCAUUUGCACGAGGUGACGGGUGUCUGGUGUUUGAGAGGUCGACGUCGGUACGGGAUGGAAGCUACUACCGCUACCAACCACCAUCACUACUACUUGUCUAGUACUACCUUUUGGUAGUACUAGUAGGACUUUGUAGAGACCCUUGUUUUGUUUCCUUCCUCGAGCUUCUGUGCGUGCAGGACAGCUUGUCCUCUCCCCGCAUAAAUAUUAGGAUUACGUGUGCGACGCCGUCUUGUAUCCUUACCGAGUCCUGCACUCCCCCUUUGCUUGGCAGGUUCGUAACUAUUUCUUUCCAGGUACCUUGCCUCGCAGCAGUUCAUUGUCUGCUACAGUUUGACUUCUCCGCCCGUUGACAGCCAGCGGAGGCAAAGGUGUCAUGCCGUCAUUGGCGUUUAGUCUGUAGCUCCUGCUCUCGCUUCGUAGAACGCCUGGUUCCUGAAAAACCCUCGCCCACCGACUUUCACUGAACCCCGUUCAUCCGCGACGUCAGGUAGAUAAGUCGCACCGCGGCUGCGCUUCCGCUCGGUUCUUUCCCGUCGUAUCGCACGCAGAUGUGCGUUGACAACGUAUUCCGAAGCGAGGUGGGCAUGAAUGUGUGGGGCGAGGCCCGUUAGCUAGUUCCUUCAAUCUUUGUUUCCUCCCCUAUGUUUUUUGGUCUCGUACACGUUUGCCACCUCCUUCCCUAAUGUUUUUCUUAGUGGAGGUGGAAUAGCGAAAAAAAAUUUCCCGUUGUUGUGCUUGGGUGGGUAGAGGGUCUUUUUCUUCACAGCCGGGAGACUUAGCGCUGUAACCAGGUAUUCAUAGUUUAUAUAGUAGUAUGAUGUAUUUAUGUAUAUCUAUUGUAUGUACUAUCUUGCAGAUGGAGAGCGGGCUGCCUUGGUGGGCUGGUUAAUAGGUGGUUAUAGUUUUCUCUCAUAUUUUCUCUUCGUUUCAAGGCCCUCUCUUUCUAUAUAUAUAUAUAAUCUAUGGUCUCCCGCAAACUACGUCGGAGGCCAUGCUGUUGUGGUCACUCAGUGGCGACAGGAACAACUUUAUAAUGCUGGGAAAAAAAAUAAUAAAUAAAUUUAUAGGAAUUUUCACGAGAACUGAGAAAAAGAAAAAAAAAAACAAGUAAGCUUAGGUGUAAAUUUUAAACUAACAAAUUGAAUGCACAAAUAGGUCAUGUUUUCUAUAUUUUUUCUUUUCAUAAUCAACUGUGCGAAUCUUAAUCCCAGGGAAGUCCGAAAGGCUCCUUUGGCAUGUCGUGCGCAUUUGCUCCAUUCAGUGCUGACGGUCUCUUCCCUCGCAUUGGGGGAAACGGAGAACCUUCCGUUACGGAGUCCGGUUACUUGCGUCAGCAUGGAAUCGCACAUUUUUAACUUUUUUUUUGUCGUCGUCGUUCUGUGUUGGAGUUGUCAACGUCGUAUAGAGUUCGUCUUCGUCUUUUCUUCUCCGAGCUAUUUUUCUAUUCCAGUUUUUGCCCCUUGCGACUCCUAAGGGAAAACUUUCGAAGGCUUCAACUUCGUACUACCAAACGCACAACUAACUGCAAGAGGUCAUGUACUGCAUCGUCUCUAGCAUAACUUUCGCGCAUUCUCUCUUUCCGACUUGGUUCGGUUUUGUUCAGAGUUGCCUGCCCUUUAGGGAUGUACAGCUGGCUCCAACUGAUAAAUGACGCUUCGCUUCUCUGCCGAGGAAUGAGUUAUUGGCUCGCAAUUUUCGGCCGAUGAAAGGAAAGCAAGCAAGAUCAAAGUUGAGGGCGUCGUCUUCAUUGACUAUAUGAGAUGGUUCAAGAGAUUUGCAAACCGAAAGGAGCUGCUGCCAGCGCGUUAGGUGGUGCUUUCGGUCUGAACAGAAGCAAGGGCGGACAAGUUCAUUCUUUCUUUCUGCUUCCUCUUUAUUAUUAUCGCUGUAAAUAAGAGAGCGAUCAUAACGUUCCCUCUCGCGACAAUGAUACAACACUGCUACAUCUUCUCGUACAACACAGGCACUGAACUAACCUCUCGCUGCGAACAUCAUGGCGCGCACGAAUGUGUAACACCACGCAUUUGCGCGCGCACUCCCUGAAAGAAACAACUAGUAUAACAACACUCACACUGGCAUUACACACAAGCUAGGUCAUUAUUGUAAACUUGUAGGAACAAAAGUAUAUAUGUAGAGGAAAAAUAUACAAAAAAAAAUUUUUCAAUUUUUUAAAAAUGGGGGCUCGCCAUUGGUCGCCGUAAAACAGGUGGGCGCGUCGCUUACGGUCGGUGGAGGUCGAGCAUCGGCUGUGCUCAUAUGGCAGCCACUGGGAAAAAAAACAUAAGGGCGUGGUUAAUGCCCUUCUAAACUAGGCAUCGGUGCUGGCCGGUACUUUUCGCAGCAUGGUCUUGCCGGUCAUGCCGUCAACACGGUCUUUCGCAGGUUCCGGUGCAUUGUUGCGUUGCUGCCCGUCAUUGCAGAAAAGUGCAAAUGCACACUGCUUGCAUUCUUUGCGAACUGUAGCAGGCUUGGCUGUGCACCUUGGUGCUCUCGCCUUUAAAAAAAUACCAAAUGUUGCGUGAAUGAUGAUGCUGAGUAUACGUGGACUUAUUGUGCAUCGCUGGCCCAUUUCGCGCAGGAAGGGUUUGCAGGAACGGAAUGGCAGUGUUGUCCUGUGCUGUUAACAGUGAAAUGGGGUGGCAACAGUUUGCAUUGUAGAAGAAUUUGCACUUUUUUCUUCAACUCAUCAUUGCAGAAGACGCAUGCUCCUCACUCGCGUUGGAUGAAACUGGCUUGUAAUACAUGAAAGCAUGGUAUCUGAUGUGCAAGUGUUAUAAAUUCGUGUGUAAGUUAACCUCAGUGAAAAUUUUUGUGCAAGCGAACUUCCAUGCAAAAUAUGGGUGUAAGCAACAUCCCAAGGUAAAAUUUCUGUGUGAGCAAGCUGCCGUGAAAAUUUGCAAGCGAAAAUUUGUGUGUAAGCUAACAUCUGCGUGAAAUUUCAGUGUAAGCGAGCCAUUGUGAAAAUUGUGUUAACAAAGCUCAUGCAAAAUUUCUGUGCAAGCGAGCUGUUGCAGAAACGAUCAUCAAUGAAAAGUUCGUGUGAAAGUGAACCUCCGUGCAGAGCUUGUGGGUAGGCGAAGCUGUCAGGAAAAUUUACGUGUGAGCGAUCCUCCUCAUGAAAUUUACGUAAGCGAACCUUUGUACAAAAUUUGUGCCUAGGCAAGCUCUCUUACUAUUUGGAAGGUUCUUGUGGACCUGGGGCUCUCAUUUAAGCAACGCUGGUUAUGGUAAAGCACCUACAUUGGUAAAUUCCACGUUUUAGCAUUGCCAUUUUUUGGGGACAUAAUUUGAAAAUGUAUUCAGCACUAGUAGAAAAGGACAUAAGAGAGACACGUGGUAUCAUCUCUCUUACAUCCUUGUCUGCUAGUGCUGAAUAUGUUUUCAAAUUCUAAUUGUAAUUCAUCACCCCCAUUCUACAGAUUGAAUCUCCAUACUCUCGUUGGCUGUGCACUAGCCGUUGACUGCUUUGUCGGCAGUCGUCAUAACAUUAAUCAACAUCGCUGAACCAAUUGCGUCUUUUCUGCAACUCUGCUGUUGAGACGGUGUUGAUAGCAUCACUGGCAGGCCUACGUCGUGCCAACCUGAGGUAGACGACGGGCCGUUUUUUUCCUGUGCCGUUGUGUGGGCGGUUCUUUCGCACUGGCCAAUCAGGUUGUGCAAAAUCGGUUUUCUGCAUAUGCCGUGUAUGUAGUAGUUUUUUUCUAGGCUUUUUCAUAUUUUUCUCCCCCUUCCAGUUUUUUGUUCUUUAGACCAUCACAUUUUUUUUCUUGUACGUCACGCUCGAUCACGUUUAGGUGGCGGUUGCAACGCGUAUGUGUUUUGUUGUGAGUUAUUGCGUCUCUGUGUUUAUGUAUCAGUGUUUUUGUUUUAUUUUUUUAUCAAAGUUACUUGUGCAAACUUUCGAAACGCACUGAGAGGGGAAACUCGGAAGUUGUUCGUUUCGUGCCAGUCGUCAGCGAAACGUGGAGGUGCCGUCGGAUUUGUAUUUUGUCGAAAUUUGGACCUAGGACUCUAGACUGGGAACGUGUUCUUUAUGAUAACUGCUUGGCACAUUACAAUGACGUGCUUUUUAAAAAUGUAUUUACUAAAAAAAUGACAAAAAAAAACUGCUUUUGAUGAAACAAUGCAGCGUAUGUCACGUAACGUCUGCGUUCAUUCUGUGCCCAGUUCAGGCCUGUUCUAGCACGAUUCGCUUGGCAGGCGCGAAGUGAACAUGGUCGAGUUUCCUCUUCAUCGCCACUAGGCUUUAUUUCAAUAGUAGUUGACUAGGGUUUUAAGAAAUAAAAUAUGCUGCCAUAUUCAAGCAAAUCUAGAAUUAUUGUAAAAUGGGUAAUUGUUGGCAACCUAUGAAUCCUUUUGUGUGUUUGUGUGUGUAUGGUGCACGUGUGAUUAAACAAAUAUAUUUUAAUUUAGCUCUUUUUUUCUUUUCGAUCGCGUGGGCAUCCGUCACUGCGUUUGGGAGCCUGCAUCCUGCGGUGAAUGCGGUUCUCCAGGCAAAAAAAUAUUAAAGGCUGAGUUGGCAACGUGAUGAAGUGUGUAUAGGGUGCUACGUGUAAGAUAUCGGCUUUUUCUUUUUUUUCGUAACUGCUCACGUUGAAAAUUAAUUCACGCGCAAGUUUUCGGAGCUUGAUGUUGUAGCCCGGUCGCUUUUUAAAAAUCUCGUUAAGAUUAGCUGCCAAAGUUAUACGAUAGUUUUAUUACGCCCUAAUAGGUUUUAUUUGGCUGUGGCAGUCUCGAAUGAACCAAGAAUGAAACGUACCUUCAUUCUUGUGUACGUUUUGUUUACUUGUACCUGGACGAUAGAAAGCUUAUAAUGCUUGUUUCGUUACUUUAAUGAUUAGUAUUUAUAACCUGUUUACGACUAGCUGUUAGUUUUGUUUGUUGCGUAUGGCACGGCCACUUGUAAGGGGACAAACGUCUUUUGACUUAGGAGUUUGUUUGGCUAAGUGCCCCAGUUCUUGGGGUAUGUGCAAAAAGAAAAAAGUAGGAGGAACACUUCUACGUAAAUGCGUAUGAGUUGUAUGCACCGGUUGUAUAUGUACAUGCGUACGACUGAAAUGUGUACGCUCCGGUCGUGCGCGGCGACACUUGCGUCGUCCGUGUAGAUGAAACUUCAGAUCGUCGACAGUGGUCGUUCUCUCGUGAAACGUUUUUGGAAGAGCUUGAUUGCGGAGUCUUCAGCCAUAGGUUUUAAGGAAUAAAGAAAAAAAAAAAAGCAGCCGUCGAGCAAUUCAAGUGUCGCGAGAAUUUUUUUUCGCGUCGCUGGGAAAACGGAGUCGCCGGAUGUUCGGUCUUGUUUUCCAAACCGUUACGGCGCACUGUGAUGAGGAUUUGAUUUGAUAUGGCCAUCUUUCCCGGUAUACGCAAAUGAACCAGUACCACCGCAACCUCCAGUGUUUUAUGGACGUUUUUACAUGUGUACAUAAAAGUAGGCGUAUUACCCUUGUGCUUAGGCUGUCUUGUGUGGCAAGUCAAAUUUUUCUGGUGCUGGCGCGAAAGGACGCGUCGGCUCGUCAUAGGUAGAUAUUUUUGCUGGGGCAAUACUAUUUUUCUCAUCAAAUUGGGAGUUUAUAGCGUUAGAGGGUCUAUGCAAAGGGCUACGACAGCUUUCGAUGUGGGCUGGUUGGCGAGAGAUUGCGAUUGGCUGCUGCUACCAUUGCUAUGGAGACGGACGAUUAUGCGCAAUCAGUAAUGUGUGAGGUUAAGGGAAAAAAAAAAGGCUCGUGGGCUUAGAAUCGCUGGACAAAGUACUACUGCUCGUUGUCGGUAUUGUGUCCUUUACCACAUUUUAAAGAUGAAAAAAAAUUUUAUAAGGUGAUGAGGACUGUUUCUACGAAUCUCUCGUACCUUGUUUUUAUGGUGUCCUGGGUUACGAUGUACCUCAGAAAAAUUUUUUUUUUUUGCUUUCGUUCUUUCAAACUAAAGUGUUUGAUCAUGCCGUUUGUCCACUGUUUUAUGAAAGGUAGGCUUCAACCUUGUGUUGCUGACCAAGUCGCGUUUAAAAUUGUCUAAAAUUGUUUGUCCUCGGUGUAUUGUUACCUUUUCUUGCACGUGUGACGCCCACUUGUUUUCACGCUUUUUGAGGCAAACAGUGUCUUUCCUCUCUCUUUUUGUGGUUAUGUUCUCUUUCUGGUGUCAUUUUCUUGUGUGCAUGAAACAAUUGUCGAGCCAAGUCGUUUUAUUUUGUGCUUACUCUGUAUGACAUCAAAGUCUAAAAAAAGCUAAUACGGAGGAGAGAAAAAAAAAUUGUGCGCGGCUCUUGUGUUCAUGUAGGAAUCGUAGUCUAGAUGUUUUUAUUGUGGCUUUUCUUGCUUCUGUCCUCUUGUUUUUUUUGUUUCAUUUCUCUUGUGGUGAGAAAUUUUUUGUGUAAUUGAAAUAUUUCUUAAAAUUUAGGCAUAAUUAUGUAAAUAAAAUCAACUAUAGGAUUUUA